Syzygium oleosum is the source of this 2611-nucleotide messenger RNA. Its product is annotated as neutral ceramidase 2-like. Gene Ontology annotation, molecular function: N-acylsphingosine amidohydrolase activity. The transcript is spliced from 9 exons. Gene Ontology annotation, biological process: sphingosine biosynthetic process; ceramide catabolic process; long-chain fatty acid biosynthetic process. Bases 318 to 2555 code for a protein of 745 amino acids. Gene Ontology annotation, cellular component: extracellular region. The record is from RefSeq and is a predicted model, not a curated record. Lineage: Eukaryota; Viridiplantae; Streptophyta; Magnoliopsida; Myrtales; Myrtaceae.
GCAAUUGCGGGCUGAUAUUCGACCAUCAUCAUAAAUCCGCACAAUAAAUGGACAAGGCAUUGCAUUGUCAAUCUCUCCGAACAGAUCGAGCAAUCCAAAGAUUCUCUUGUGCCAACUAUCCCAAAACUUCCUUCUCAUUAAUCCAAAAAUAAAAUAACACAUGAAAUCACGACAUCAUUCUCUCAACAUUAUUAUAUAAUAACAUCAUCUUACAUCCCAGUCGCUACAAUGUAAGAACUUACAACGCCAAUCUCCUAGGAAUCCUAGGCCAUUGAGCAACAAUCUUAAUCCCACAUGAAAGCUAGACGGUGAAGAGGAUGAGCAACAAAGGGCACAGGUGUUUGCUUCUUCUCUCUUCGCUCGCGCUUGUAGUUUCAGGAGUCGUAGAUGGGGAGUACCUGGUCGGAGUCGGGAGCUACGACUCGACGGGACCGGCCGCCGAUGUGAACAUGAUGGGCUACGGGAACAUGCAGCAGAACACGGCGGGGAUUCACUUCCGGUUGAGAGCAAGGGCAUUUGUCGUGGCAGAAAGUCCGCACGGGACGAGGUUCGCCUUUGUCAAUCUCGACGCGGGGAUGGCUUCGCAGCUCGUCACUAUUAAGGUUCUCGAAAGGCUAAGAUCGAGGUUUGGAGAUAUGUACACCGAAGAGAAUGUUGCAAUCAGUGGCACACACACUCACGCUGGUCCUGGAGGUUACUUGCAGUACGUGCUCUACAUCGUGACCUCCCUCGGAUUCGUCAAACAAUCAUUUGACGCCAUCGUUGACGCCGUCGAGCAAAGCAUCGUCCAAGCUCAUAACCACCUCAAGCCUGGUUCAAUAUUCAUUAACCAAGGGGAUGUGGAUAAUGCGGGCAUAAGUCGGAGCCCGAGCGCGUACUUGCUCAAUCCAGCCGAGGAGAGAGCUCGAUACCCGACCAACGUCGACACGCAAAUGACACUGUCGAAGUUUGUCGACGGCGAGAGCAGGGAAAGCAUCGGAGCGUUCAAUUGGUUUGCGACGCAUGGGACAUCCAUGAGCCGAGACAACCUGCUCAUCAGCGGAGACAACAAAGGAGCCGCCGCCAGGUUCUUUGAGGACUGGUACCGGUCUGCUUCGGGGAAGGGGAAACCGGUUAACCGAUCUAACAUAGAUGGUUCGUCGUCGGUCGAGAAGGCACAAACUAUAGGCCCAACCGGAGGGAAGCCUUGCAGCAAAAUGAGCAGCCGGAGUUCCAAGGUGAGGAUAAACGAUGGCUCCUUGUUCGUGGCUGCGUUUUGCCAAUCCAACGUAGGGGAUGUGAGCCCGAACGUGCUCGGAGCGUUCUGCACCGAUACGGGAAAACCGUGCGAUUUCAACCGCUCUUCAUGCAACGGGGAUGACACACUCUGCGUGGGGCGUGGACCUGGGUACCCAGAUGAAAUACUAAGCACCAAGAUCAUAGGUGACAGGCAACUCAAGAUGGCCAUCGAGCUAUUCGAGUCUGCUAAAGAAGAACUGACAGGAAAGAUAGACUAUCGUCAUGCAUAUGUAAAUUUCACAGAUAUUGAGGUGGAGUUAGAGGGAAACCGGGUGGUUAAAACGUGUCCGGCGGCCCUAGGUGCAGGUUUUGCCGCCGGAACCACUGAUGGCCCUGGCCAGUUCGGUUUCCAGCAAGGCGAUACAGAGAUCAACCCCUUUUGGAAGCUUGUGAGAAAUAUGCUGAAAAAACCGAGUGCGUAUCAGGAGGAAUGCCAGAAGCCAAAGCCCGUCUUACUCAGCACCGGCGAAAUGUUCGAUCCCUAUGCUUGGGCGCCAGCGAUCCUUCCGAUUCAAAUGCUCAGGCUAGGACAACUUAUCAUUCUCUCUGUACCAGGAGAAUUCACGACAAUGGCUGGCCGGCGACUGAGGGAGGCGGUGAAGGAGACAUUGAUAAGCAAUGGGAAUGGAGAAUUGCAGGAGGAUCUCCAGGUUGUGAUUGCAGGCCUUACAAACACUUAUUCGCAGUAUGUGGCGACCUUCGAAGAGUACACACAACAGCGAUACGAGGCUGCUUCUACGCUCUACGGCCCCCACACGUUAUCAGCCUAUAUCCAAGAAUUCAAGAAAUUAGCAAAAGCCAUGGCAACAGGAGAAAAGGUCCCCACGAGAGGUCUGUCACCGCCCGACCUUUCCUCUGUACAGCUCAGCCUCUUGCUUCCCCCACUGGGUGACACUCCUCCUCCAGGCAUUAAUUUCGGCGACAUGAAUGAAGACGUCACCCUACCAGAAAGUAAAGCAUUUAAAAGGGGAGACAGAGUAAACGCCACGUUCUGGAGUGCAGACCCGAGACACGACCUAUUAACAGAAGGCACGUUUGCAGUCGUAGAAAAGCUUGAGGGGGAACGGUGGAUACCGGUACAUGAUGAUGAUGACUUCUGCUUGUUUUUCAAGUGGAAGUCAGAAGACUAUGGAUAUGGUUCGGCAACCAUCGAGUGGGAAGUUCCGGAGGAGGCUAAGCCUGGGAUUUACCGCUUGAGGCACUAUGGUUCCUCUCAGAAGAUAUUCUCUCCCACCGAGUACUUCACUGGCGCGUCCAGUGCAUUUUCAGUGUUGUAGUAUCAUGUGCAGAAUUAUCACCAAAGAGUCCCAAUGAAAAUUUCAGCAUUCCGGAA